GGCGCCUGCUUUGUCAGAGCGAUCGAUGCUACAUGCUAGCAGAUAGCUUUUGUUGUGAUUGAACAUUGAAGGAUUUAUUUCUAGUCCAGUAGCUUCGAUUUUGAAAUAUCGUUCGUUAAGACACUUUGCACAAUGAGUGGUGGAGUGUAUGGAGGCGAUGAAGUGGGAGCGUUGGUGUUUGACAUCGGUUCGUAUUCUGUAAGAGCUGGCUAUGCGGGAGAAGAUUGUCCCAAGGCGGACUUCCCAACAGUGAUCGGUGUUACUAUUGACCGGGAUGAUGGCAGUACACCCAUGGAAACGGACGGAGACAAGAGCAAGCAGAGCGGCACCACCUACUACAUCGAUACCAAUCAGCUCAGGGUUCCCAGGGAGAGCAUGGAGGUCAUGUCUCCCCUAAAGAACGGCAUGAUUGAGGACUGGGACAGUUUCCAGGCAAUUUUGGAUCACACGUAUAAGAUGCACUUCAAGUCUGAACCCAGCCUACAUCCUGUGCUCAUGUCAGAAGCAUCGUGGAACACGCGGGCAAAACGAGAGAAGCUUACAGAGUUGAUGUUUGAGCAUUACAACAUUCCUGCCUUCUUCCUCUGUAAAUCAGCUGUACUGUCUGCCUUUGCCAAUGGGCGGUCCACAGGUCUGGUCCUGGACAGCGGAGCUACACACACAACAGCAAUCCCUGUGCAUGAUGGCUAUGUCCUUCAGCAAGGCAUUGUGAAGUCACCUUUGGCUGGUGAUUUCAUGAGCAUGCAGUGUCGGGAGUUGUUUCAAGAGUUAAGUGUGGAGAUAAUCCCUCCCUACAUGAUUGCAUCAAAGGAUCCAGUGCGGGAGGGAUCCCCGGCCAGCUGGAAGAAAAAGGAGAAACUACCUCAAGUCACUCGGUCUUGGCACAACUACAUGUGUAAUUGUGUAAUCCAGGAUUUCCAGGCGUCUGUCCUGCAGGUGUCAGACUCUCCAUACGAUGAACAAGUUGCUGCUCAGAUGCCCACAGUCCAUUAUGAACUCCCUAAUGGCUACAACUGUGACUUUGGUGCGGAGAGACUAAAGAUCCCAGAGGGACUGUUUGACCCCUCUAAUGCCAAAGGCCUGUCUGGAAACACCAUGUUAGGAGUUGGCCACGUGGUGACGACCAGUGUAGGAAUGUGUGACAUUGACAUUCGACCGGGUCUGUACGGCAGUGUGGUGGUGACGGGAGGAAACACACUCAUCCAGGGCUUCACUGACCGUUUGAACAGAGAACUUUCCCAGAAAACCCCUCCAAGCAUGAGACUGAAGCUGAUUGCCAACAACACUACGGUGGAGCGCCGGUUCAGUGCGUGGAUAGGAGGCUCCAUCCUGGCAUCACUGGGAACUUUCCAGCAGAUGUGGAUCUCAAAACAGGAAUAUGAAGAAGGAGGAAAGCAGUGUGUGGACAGAAAGUGUCCUUGAUUUGACAUCCAGUCUCAACCUUCCCUUCUCCAUCUUCUUCUAGCUCAACAUCAUGAGGAGUCAACCUCUGACCCAGACUCAGGAACAGUCAGCUCUCAUUUUGUAUGAUUUGUUUUUAAAUCUGAGUUGGUCGCUUGUCAGGAUCUUAAAAAAAAAAAAA
Poecilia latipinna (sailfin molly) is the source of this 1582-nucleotide messenger RNA. RefSeq names its product actin-like 6A (gene actl6a). The coding region runs from base 133 to 1422 and encodes 429 amino acids. NCBI's taxonomy places the organism in Eukaryota, Metazoa, Chordata, Actinopteri, Cyprinodontiformes, Poeciliidae. The transcript is spliced from 14 exons. The record is from RefSeq and is a predicted model, not a curated record.